AUGUAUGAGAUCUACGCCGCUGGCGCUGCGGCAGCAUUCACAGUAGAUUGCUUGAUCUAUCCUCUCGACACCCUCAAGACCCGAUACCAAAGCCGUGAUUUCGUCAAGACCUAUGCCUCAUCGCCAAGCAACAAAGCGCCGCUCUUCCGCGGCCUCUACCAGGGCAUCGGGAGUGUGGUCUUGGCUACGUUACCAGCAGCUGGUAUCUUUUUCGCCACGUACGAGAGUAUGAAGAAGACAAUCUCCAAAACCGGCUCAGUCCCGCAGCCGUUGGUGCACUCCUUGGCCUCAGCCGUCGCGGAGAUGGGCUCAUGUCUGGUCCUUGCGCCCGCAGAAGUAAUCAAGCAAAACGCGCAAAUGCUCCGUCAGCGGCAGGGCAGCGGCAGCGGGUCGGGCGGCAGACGGUCGACAUCCCUCAAGGCUCUGCGCCAGGUCACCAGCUCCGGGGCCCAGGGGCGGCUCUUCUCCGGAUACACGGCGCUCGUCGCGCGCAACCUGCCCUUCACGGCGAUCCAGUUCCCCAUAUUCGAACACAUGCGGAAGAUGGUGUGGGACUCGAGGAUGCGGGGGAGGGCGGCGGGCGAGGAACAUGGACUUGUCGAGACGGCCGUGGUGACGGGAACCACAGCCGGGACCGCGGGCGCGUUUGCCGCGUUCAUCACGACGCCGAGCGAUGUCGUCAAGACGCGGAUGAUGCUGAGUGCAGGCAAGGCCAACUCGGACAGCGGCAGAGGGAGCGCUCCACCGCAGGAGUCGAGUAAUGCAGCGAAACCGAAAAGGAGCCGCGGGAGCCUGGAGGUGACGCGGGAUGUCUACCGGCAGAACGGCAUCCGCGGGCUCUUCCGUGGUGGAGGGCUGCGCGCCGUGUGGACGGCCGUUGGCAGCGGCCUGUACCUGGGAACGUACGAAAUGUCAAAAGUCUGGCUCACACGAGGGAAGGACGAAUCGGAUGUCGUCGAGGGGCUGUGA
Colletotrichum spaethianum is the source of this 969-nucleotide messenger RNA. RefSeq names its product S-adenosylmethionine synthase. The transcript has 3 exons. NCBI's taxonomy places the organism in Eukaryota, Fungi, Ascomycota, Sordariomycetes, Glomerellales, Glomerellaceae. The coding region runs from base 1 to 969 and encodes 322 amino acids. The record is from RefSeq and is a predicted model, not a curated record. Gene Ontology annotation, molecular function: S-adenosyl-L-methionine transmembrane transporter activity. Gene Ontology annotation, cellular component: mitochondrial inner membrane.